GUGUCUGCCACUCUGUGCAGGAACUCAAUGACAAACAGUGGAGGGACCUCGGUCUGGAUGACAGAGAGGAAGAAGAGCUUGCCCCUGUAAAUGGUGAUGAGAUAGUGAUGUGGGGUCUGCAACACAGGCGGCACAUUCUCCGGGUCCACCGCCUUCUCCCUCGCCUCGAAAAAGUAAUCACACACACUCCGGCUGAUGACACUCUUCCAGUGCUUCUCCAGGAAGAUGUCUCCCGUGUGGUUAAUCAGGAACAGACUGUGGAUCAUCUCAGCUGCAACAAUGAGUCUGCCAUGGCUUCUGACGAACCUAAGGCAAAGAAGCCUAAACUUGCAGUGGAGGAGGAGGAGGAGGAGAAGAAGACGACGGAGUCGAAGACGGAGUCGAAGACGGAGUCUCCAGACAAAGAGUCUCCGGACAAAGAGUCUCCGGACAAAGAGUCUCCAGACAAAGAGUCUCCUGCCAAACUAAGCCCUAAUUCACUCUUUGGAAUGGGAAACCCCUUGCUGGACAUCUGUGCAGUGGUGGACAAAGACUUCUUGGACAAGUACACUCUGAAACCCAAUGACCAGAUCCUGGCAGACGACAAGCAUAAAGCACUAUUCGAGGAGCUGGUGAAGAAGUUUAAAGUUGAGUACCACGCUGGAGGAGCCACACAGAACUCUAUAAAGAUCGCUCAGUGGAUGCUCCAAGAACCCCAUAAUGUGGGCACCUUUUUUGGCUGCAUUGGGAAAGAUAAGUUUGGAGAGAUCCUGAAGCAGAAAGCCGAGGAGGCCCACAUUGAUGCCCACUACUUCGAGCAAGAUGAAGAGCCCACAGGGACGUGUGCUGCUUGCAUCACCGGAGAUAACAGGUCUCUGGUCGCUAACCUAGCUGCUGCUAACUGUUAUAAGAAGGAUAAGCAUCUAGACCUGGAAGAAAACUGGAAGCUGGUGGAAAAAGCUAAAGUCUUCUACAUUGCUGGUUUCUUCCUGACUGUCUCUUUGGAGUCCAUCCUGCGAGUGGCUAAGCAUGCGUCUGAAAAUGACAAGCUGUUUUGCCUGAACCUCUCUGCACCCUUCAUCUGCCAGUUCUUCAAGGACAACCUCAUGCAGGUUAUGCCCUAUGUUGAUGUGCUGUUCGGCAAUGAGACGGAGGCAGCUACAUUUGCUAAAGAGCAAGACUUCGGGUCCAAGGACAUUAAGGAAAUUGCCAAGAAAGCCCAGGCCUUACACAAAGUCAACACAAAGAGACAGAGGAUUAUAGUCUUGACCCAGGGAAAGGAUGAAACUGUACUGGCCUCAAGUGACAAGGUCGAAACCUUCCCUGUGCUGAAGAUUGACCCCAAGGACAUUGUUGACACAAAUGGUGCAGGUGAUGCUUUUGUAGGAGGUUUCCUGUCUGAGCUGGUCCAGGAGAAACCACUGGAUCAAUGUGUGAAGGCUGCACACUACGCUGCCAAUGUCAUCAUCAGACGAGCAGGUUGCACUUUCCCAGAAAAACCUGACUUCAACUGACACGCUUCCGGACAACUCUUCCAUCUGCCUGAAACUUCAUGCUCACCCUCCCAUACACAACUACCCUCAAUUCUCAUGGCGCCUUUUUUUUUCUUUUUUUUUUUCCCCCAAAUCAGCCACCCGUCCAUUUUUUUUUUUUUUUUAAUGUUUUUUUUUUUCAAGCCAGAUAAUUUCUUAACGAUUGUUGCUUGGGUACGUCCUUUGUGUCUUCCACUCGGGGCCACUAGAGGAUAAUGAGACAAUACAGGGAUUUAAUCAUAUAUAAAUGCCCUUAGAGGAGUCAUGAUAACACCAUGGAAUGUAGUUUUUGGAUCUAAAUGCAAAAUCGUGUUGCAGUUGCUGCACUGACACCCACCAGACUCUACUGCAAGUUCUCAUGUUGACAUCUCACAAGUCUGUUUUUUUUUUUUUUUGUUUGUUUGUUUUUCCUUCCUCCUGGAGACAGAAUCAAAGCACAUGAGGCUUAAUUCUACAAUGGGAGGACACAUUAUAUGCAAACAGAGGAAUAAAGAAUAAAACAACUGUCAAGGAAGGUUUGGUCUGCUUUGAAAAUGUGCAGUAGUGAUUUGUUUUAGACUUUUUUUAAGAUUAAUUAUGCCUGACUACGAGUUUAGACUUGGUUACUUUUAAUUUAACAGGCCAGUAAUGAAACCAAAUGUUUUAUUUUUAAGCGCACACUUUUUAAAUGUGUCAAAACUGCUGCCUGCUACGCCCUGUGAUCACUGUGAAAUUUCACCUGUACUGUGUCAAUGAUACUCAGAAGUUACCUUCAACAUCACCACCGUGGAAGUUUGUUUUUCCAGUACGUGCUUCUAAUAAUGAGUGCCUUCUUUUCCCUUUCCGUCUCUGUAAACUUUACUAAGUUUGAAGUCUUGAUGAGCAGAGCCUGACAGGUGUCAUGUGAACCUGCAUUUGUCUGUUUAGGGAAAGCUAGACCAGCUAGACCAGUAAUGGGCAACUGGCUUGUGGGGCAGAAAAUGGACACAGGACAUCUGUAAAAUGCAUGUGAGGUAACUGGUAUUGUUGGAAAGAGGUCAUUCUAUUUGAACGUUGUCUGUCAGAGAAAUACAGUGGGCAUUAAAAUCGACCUGUCCUGUAUAGUACCUGAA
Messenger RNA from Xiphias gladius (swordfish), 2602 nucleotides. RefSeq names its product adenosine kinase a (gene adka). The transcript has 12 exons. Gene Ontology annotation, biological process: purine ribonucleoside salvage. Gene Ontology annotation, cellular component: nucleus; cytosol. The record is from RefSeq and is a predicted model, not a curated record. Bases 108 to 1493 code for a protein of 461 amino acids. Lineage: Eukaryota; Metazoa; Chordata; Actinopteri; Istiophoriformes; Xiphiidae. Gene Ontology annotation, molecular function: adenosine kinase activity.